Messenger RNA from Thelazia callipaeda (thelaziosis nematode), 207 nucleotides. The record is from the annotation of a GenBank genome assembly. Lineage: Eukaryota; Metazoa; Nematoda; Chromadorea; Rhabditida; Thelaziidae.
AUGUUUUCAGGGGACGGAGAGUUUGAAGCGUCGCACACGUAUAAGAGUUCAUCUAAAUGUGGAAAGCGAAUAGUCAGACAGGCGGCUAAAUACAAUAAAGAUGAAAUUAUGAUUAGGAAUAGGGAGGCUAGUCGUUCCAUUGUAAUGCUGUUCGCUGUUGGUUGGUUGGUUGGCAAGCCCAAUUCGAGUAUCGAUUUUUACGAUUAA